Messenger RNA from Penicillium hordei, 648 nucleotides. RefSeq lists its product as uncharacterized. Lineage: Eukaryota; Fungi; Ascomycota; Eurotiomycetes; Eurotiales; Aspergillaceae. The coding region runs from base 1 to 648 and encodes 215 amino acids. The transcript is spliced from 4 exons. The record is from RefSeq and is a predicted model, not a curated record.
AUGGGUAGCAGACUUGCAUUUAUCGAUACAGCUGUUCUAGUACUGGCAUUUUGGCGAUGUCUCCCAGUUCUGCCUACACAAUGGCACAUACACUCCUCCUAUCGAUUUGCAGGUCCUCCAUGCCAGUCCACCAUUAUAUUGGGCGAUAUCCUUGAUCUUACGCCUGUAAUCCAAUUUCGGAACAUAAAUCUCACAUCCCAUGAUUCGAAGUUUGUACUUGUGGUAGCCUACUCUACUUCCUACCACCCAACCACCAGUUUGACCUCCGCUCCAACAAUAGAACAAAAAGGAAACCAGGAAAGCAAAAAGAUUGACCGACGCAGGGAUCGAACCUGCAAUCUCUUGAUUCGUAGUCAAGCGCCUUGCCAUUGGGCCAGCCGGCCUGUGAAAGAUUCGGCCAAAAAGUGCAAAAAGAAAUCUCUCCCUCGGGGAAUCGAACCCCGGUCUCCCGCGCUUAUCGGUAUUAAUGACAAGCGGAAAUCAUCACCACUAGACCAAGGAAGAUGUGAUGGUCGAGUUACUUCUCGGCCACUUGGCUGGUUGAUGGAAAAUCUGGUAAUUUAUAGCUUUAUAACUGAGAAUAAAAUUGACUUGCAUCGUUUUUAUUCCGAUACUUCAUUCUCAGAUCUAGAUGAUCCAGUGUUUUGA